AAUCAUUGGCAUUUCAUGUCAGUUGUCACUUCAUGUUUUAGAAACAUUCAUUUCAAAAUUUGUUCGUCUUGGAAUGUAGUGUGUGAAAUUAGUGUUUCCAGUUUAUUUUACUUUAAGCGAUUGAUUACACAGCGUGCAUAUUCGAAAUUACUCAGCAAGAAGCAAUAACUAACUUAGUUUUUUCCAAAUUCAGCCGGGAAAAAGUGAAAAAAACAGUUUCAAAGGUUGCUUAAUAUCUGUGUGAAAUACCCAUAUUUUUAUCUCCAGCUCCAGUCAGUAUUUUCUUCUGAUAACAAUGGAUUGUCCGCUUUGCGAUAUAAAUGAGGAAUGUGAUGAUGAACAUUCACAAAGUGCCUUACAUAGAUUUAACUAUGCUCUGCAUGAUUUUAACCAAUCCAAAACCCACCUAGCGGGUAACCGUCAUGGAAUUCAGAUUGACGUAGAAGUUAUACCUUUAAAUGGAUUUAAAUAUGAUAUGGCAUACAAUCGUAACAAAAGGAACUAUUACUUACAGAUGAAUCCUGAAAGGUUCGAGAAACACAAUUACCAGCUGAAAUUUUCUUGUAAAAUUAAAAAUGUAAGAACCAAACACGACGAUCCUUUGAUACUAGUUUACUAUGACGUUUUGUAUCCCUCCGAGAAUUUUACCAUGUACGAUCCUAACGAGAAUCCAGGGUUUAAGAAAGAACUUCUACCAGGCGCUGCAUACACCACUGAAGUUCAUUUGAAUCUCGACGCUAGUCACGUGAGCAAUUACAAAAUACCGGUGUAUUUCACUUUUCAAACAAAAUCCACUGAAAAAGAAAAAAUGAAAUCUUUUAGCAUUUCUAGAUGCAUUAUAGUGGCUAUCCACGACGAACUAAUCAUGCAUCAGGAAAUUCUUGAAGCAAGCCCUUUCACUCAUCAGAAGUGGGAAAAAUGUACGGUAAUUCCUCCUAGGAAAAAUUUUCGAAUGCCAGACACUUGGCCAAUUCCGCCGAAAUAUUACUGGACAUUAUUUUGGGGCUUGAAGAAGGAUUUUGGAACUGGCAUUUUGCAGGAAAUUCAAAGGAAAUUGGAACCCGGGUAUGUUACGCCAGAAAAUUAUGCUGAAUUUUUCCACAUUUUACUGUGGCUGGAGGAAAUGUGCGUUGCCGUUGGUUUAAGCUGUUACAACAUGGAAAAUGUGAAAUUAAGAUACAAAGCUGGCGAUGUUCUGGAACUGUUUGUUCCAGGAUUGGCCGAAAAGAGACCUUCGGUCGUUAAAGGUGAUUUAAUUGAAAUUAAGGCUCACGGUGAUCACACGUCUUAUCAGGGAAUAAUACAGCGUUUGGCCGAUAGAUCUGUAGAUAUAUUCUUUCUGGAUCAUGAUAUCAUCGAUCAGAUCAAGAGGAACCCCGAUCUUGAGAUGGACGUGCGGUUCAUUUUGGGCCGAAUUCAUUUCGAGAGAAUGCACGCUGGAGUAGAGCAAGUGGUCGAGAAUCAAUACGUCAAUUCUUUAUUCCCGGAUAAAGCGUUAGCUGCCAAACCGGCUAAGCUGGCCUAUAACUUAACUGAAGCAGAAUUAUUUAACAAACAAAUAUAUAAUAAUAAUGAACAAAGAACCGCUGUGAUAAAUAUACUAAAUAAUACCUCAAAAGGUGCUCCUUACAUAGUAUAUGGUCCACCGGGUACAGGUAAAACUGUGACCCUUGUCGAAGCCAUCUAUCAGAUAAAGCGUCUAACUAACUAUAAAAUAAUGGUAUGUGCUCCGUCCAAUGCGGCAUGUAAUAUGCUGACAGAAAGAUUAGCGGAGUUUUGUAAGACCAACGAGAUGAGAAGGGUGAUGUCGGAAAAUUCUGAUCUAGCAUCUGUUCACGAGAAUAUAGCACCGUUUUGUAAUAUAGUCAUAGAUGAAGAUGGAAACAAGGAAGUAGUUCCCUUUCGCGACAGCGAACUUAAAAAAUACAAAAUUAUUGUAUCAACUUUAGUGCGUGCUGGAAAAUAUAACAGGAUACACCAUCCUGACGUGGUGUUUAUCGAUGAGGCUGCUCAAGCUCGAGAGCCUGAGGCUUGUUGCGCCAUUGCUCUCUUAAAGAAAGGCAAACAACUGAUCCUUGCCGGUGACCCGAAGCAAUUGGGCCCUGUAAUACAUUCGGAUCUGUGCAAAGAAUACAAAUAUGAUGUAUCAAUAUUGGAACGAAUGAUGGAAUUCCCCAUUUACCAGAACAACACCAAUUAUUUGUCUAUGUUGAAACUAAAUUUCAGGUCUCACCCUGAUAUAUUGAGUUUCUCAAAUAAAUUUUUCUACGAUAAUCAUUUGAAGCCAGUGUCUCGGCAAGCGCUGAACGAUCCUUUGAGCAAAAUGAGCAUCUACGAAUACAUUGUACACGAGAAGAAGGUUGGAAUCUAUGGUGGCUCUGCAGUGGAAUUUUGCGCCGUUCUUGCCAAAGAACAGAGAGAAGGCAGGUCUCCUAGCUAUUUCAACGAACGAGAAAUCCUGUUGGUGCUGAAAUUCGUCCAAGCUUUAGUUUCACUCAAGUUCGACAAGUCCGAACACAGGGUAAAUCCCGAUGAAAUUGGAGUAGUAACACCUUAUAUCAGACAGGUGUACAAAAUUCGAGAUACUCUAGCUCGUCACGGUUUUGAUCAAAUCGACGUGGGAACCACAGAAGCCUUCCAAGGCAGAGAGAAACGCGUCAUAAUAAUGUCAACCGUACGAGCGCAAGAAGAUCUGCUUUUGGUUGAUAAAAAGUACAAACUGGGUUUCGUCAAAGAUGAUAAGAGGUUUAAUGUGGCUGUGACAAGAGCCAAAUCCAAGCUGAUAUUAAUAGGCAACCCGAACGUGCUGAGCACCGACAAAAAGUUCAGGGAAGUCAUCAGGUACACAAGAAGCGAAAAUACUUGUUGUGGUGCCCCGUUCAAGGACAGAACUAACAAAGUACGCGACGAUAUCGUCAGCAAAAUGCAAAAUCUCAAGUUGAGAGACAGCAAACCGCCUUCAAAUUAAGAAUAGCUAUCUAUAUAGUUUGCCAAAAAGUUUGUUACAAAUCGGAUUUUUUUUUAUUAUCGAGUUAUCUCUACUAAAAGUCAUAAUCUCCAAAUACCAAUGUGUCUUUUGAUAUCAUAAAGACUAUUGUCUAGGUCAUGUUUCCGAUCUUAGCCCUAACAAUAACAUUAGGCCUCAUCUCAAGAAUAUGAGCAAGACAUCGAUCUUAACAUUAGCCUUACUUCUAACACAAUAGGAAAGAAUUUUAACUUUCAAGAAAAAAAAUAAACGGUUUACACUUUUGAAAAUUGGAAGAAAUAUUCUAUAUGACUUUUUACAUAGAUAAAAAGGAAACAAGUUUAGAUUGGAAAGUGCCCAUAAGGACAGUGUAAAUACUAUUUGGCGUACAACGGUCGCUCUCCAAAGCUUUUGAUAAUUUCGGAGCGGUUCGGCUUUUUCCGGAAUUAUGUCGCCAAAUAUUUAUUCAAAUUUAUUUUCUUUUAAUUUUUUAAAUAAAAUACAGCGUGUUGCAUAUAAGAAACUUUAUUUUUUAUAAGGAUAUGUAUGAAAUACCUACGAAACAUUGGAAACCGACGUUAUGCCACGAUCCAUGAUGAUUUUUGUAGUUCGCACAGUUUUUUUUUAAGUUUUUAAUGCCACUGUUUCACAAUUAUCUCGGGUUUGAGUAAAUAAAAUUUAAAUUAAACUCACAAGAUAGCAAUAAUUACUUUGAAAUUGGAUGCUGUAAACACUUUUCGACAUUUUUUUCAAUGAGGGCAGUUUAAAUUUUGAAAGAUUCUAUAAUUUUUGAAGAUUCUGACUUUGGCAAGUGAAAUUAUUUCUGUUCUUGUUUACGGUUGUUCUUAGCAACCGCUAGAGCAGCGCCAGAUCCCGUACAACGUAUGCACCCCAAAACAAUUAAGUUUUGGCGGCAAGCCGAGCAUUCCAAUCACUUAUUUACUUUUCACUUAUUUACAGGGUAUUUUUGAGGUUAUGCUGAAUUAAUUGAAUUGCUACUGUUGAUGGAUUAUUUUAAAAACUCAAUAAGAAAAAAUCCUAUUUGUAUCAGACUUUCUGUCAAACAUUGUAUGUUACCAUUUCAACCGAUGCUCUUCAUAUAGAUAUUGUAUAAAUAAAAAUAAGAAAUUAGGUAUUUUAUAUGUACAUUUUAGUCCAAUUCAACAUAAUAAAAAAAAACGUAUAUGCACGUAAAUACGAAUAAGUAAACCAUAAAACUGCUUUUUUUUAAUUCUCCAUUGUCUGUUAUAGUACACAGGGAAAUACUAAAAGGACAAAAUUUAAAAAAACGAUUUCAUGGCUUACUUAAUUAUAUUUAUUAUCAUAUUGAACAGAAAUUUAUAUUUUUGAUUAAAAAAUAUCACCGCAGUGGCCAUUCAUAGAAUUUACAUUCUCAGGGUUUUCCUCAAAUUUUCCAAAUAUAAUAAGUGCCAUAUGGUCGAAAAAAUCGCUCACAUGCAAACCCCAGAGGCUAAAAAGUAAUUUCAAAGGGUACUAUGAUGCAUUUUUUUUUCGA
Sitophilus oryzae (rice weevil) is the source of this 4481-nucleotide messenger RNA. Its product is annotated as RNA helicase Mov10l1-like. Gene Ontology annotation, molecular function: 5'-3' RNA helicase activity; RNA binding; ATP hydrolysis activity. NCBI's taxonomy places the organism in Eukaryota, Metazoa, Arthropoda, Insecta, Coleoptera, Curculionidae. Bases 296 to 2968 code for a protein of 890 amino acids. The transcript has 20 exons. The record is from RefSeq and is a predicted model, not a curated record.